This is a messenger RNA of Rotaria socialis, 519 nucleotides long. NCBI's taxonomy places the organism in Eukaryota, Metazoa, Rotifera, Eurotatoria, Philodinida, Philodinidae. The record is from the annotation of a GenBank genome assembly.
AUGAACAAAAAACAAAUAGAAUUAAUUGAAUUUUGGAGUAGAAGUCCAAAACCACCAACGAACGUUUUAUCACCACGUGAGAAUCAACAACAAAUUCAUUCUCCAUCAUCAUAUACACCCGACUCUAUUCCUUCAUGUAUAUUUGACGAACCAGAAAAUGAAAUUGAAAUUAUUGCAUGUGAAUCUCCAUGUUCAUUAUCAAACGUUGCUGAUAUUCAACACGUGUCUUCUUCCAUUGAAUACGAAACUUCUAACAAGUCAAAUUUAAACAAAAAAUCAAGUACUAAAAUUCGUCGUAAUUAUCUUCCCGAUUGGGAAAAGCAACCAGAUGCUAUGUACAAAACUUAUUCAUAUGAUCAAUUUGGUAAACGACAUGAGAAACUUUUAUCGUGGUUGUAUUUCAAGGACAAUGCAAUGCGAUGUUCUUUAUGUGAAAAACAUGGUCAUAGACAAAAUUACAAUGGUGAGUUAAAUAUUUUAUGCAUUUCACAGAACCCAGGUCGUUCAAUCCCAGUAUAG